Messenger RNA from Solanum verrucosum, 1511 nucleotides. Its product is annotated as homeobox-leucine zipper protein ATHB-12-like. Gene Ontology annotation, biological process: positive regulation of DNA-templated transcription. The record is from RefSeq and is a predicted model, not a curated record. Lineage: Eukaryota; Viridiplantae; Streptophyta; Magnoliopsida; Solanales; Solanaceae. Gene Ontology annotation, cellular component: nucleus. Gene Ontology annotation, molecular function: DNA-binding transcription factor activity, RNA polymerase II-specific; sequence-specific DNA binding. Bases 435 to 1112 code for a protein of 225 amino acids. The transcript has 2 exons.
CUCACGAUUGGACAUAAAGAAUGAAAUUAUUGAUUUAAAAACUAAGAGAGAUUAGUUAGAAGAAUAAAUUUCUCCUUUUAUCAAUAAGAAUGACACAGUUAUCUUUGACCUGUCUUAUCCACACCAAAAUGUAGCAACAUUUAUUAGAGAUGGAAUGUAGCCCCAAACUAAAAAGAUAAAAAGAGGUCCAUAGAUAGAGAUGUCCAAAAAAGUGAUCGAACUAGAAAAAGAUACACGAUAGCUUAAACGAUUGGCUUAAAUUAAACAACAAACCACAAGUCUCAAUCACCUGAGAGUAACCAAACUAGAUAUUUCUUGCAUGCUUGCCUUACUAUAUAGUGAAGUAUCUAUAUUAAUAAAAGAAGCCCAAUUCUUUAGACAAGUUUCAAAUAAAUUAAUAAAACUCUUAUUUCUUAUCCCCCAUCAAUAAAGUUAUGGAAGUAGCAGAAGAUGGUAGUCCAGUUGAGUGUUCAAAGAAGAAGAGUCAUGAAGAUGGUAAAAGGUUUAGUGAUGAACAAGUGAAGGUACUUGAGUCCAUGUUUAAACAAAAGACAACGCUUGAACCUAGCAAGAAGCUUGAACUGGCCAGAGAUCUCGGGCUGCAACCACGGCAAGUUGCGAUUUGGUUCCAGAACAGAAGGGCAAGAUGGAAAACAAAGCAACUAGAGCAUGAAUAUAGACGACUCAAAGAUGAAUUCGACAAUUUAGCUAUUAAGUUUGAAUCGUUGAAGAAAGAAAAGGAAUCUUUGCUCAAGCAGUUACAGGAACUAAGUGAUCAGAUGGAAAACAACCAUGCUGGUUGCAGCAGAAGCCAAGAUUCAAUAGACAGUGAAAUCUAUACAAGCUCAGAAAAUAUAGAAGCAGAAGUAGAUGUGAAGGACAAUAUCCCAGGUUGCAUAAAUACGAGUUUAGACCACGAGAGGAUUAAGGGAGCAGAUAGUGACAUAGAAGGAACACUAUUUGAACACUUGAGGUGGAAGGAAGAAGAAGAGUUUUGGAACAUGGAGGAAUUAGGAGACAGUUCCUUAGGAUCACCUGAGCACUGGUAUGCUGUAGGCCCAGGUGAUUCCUUCGACCUGUCAUGUGAAAAUUCUAAGUGGUGGGAAUUUUGAACUCAACAUAUACAUCAAUACUUUCAAAGGAGUAAACAGGUGAUCAAACUUCGAUCAACAAAAAAGUUUAUGUUUUCUUACUCACAUUGAUGGAGCCAAGGUUGUGUGCAGAGAAUAGGAGGGACUUCAUUCCCAGUUGAUCUUUCUCCCAUUGUGCCGAGAAUCUGGAAGGAGCUUGCCAAAAUGAUUUGCAAGGAAAACUAGUAGCAUAACAUGAGAAAGAGAUACACUAGCCUUUCUCCCAAAAUGUCACAGUGAUGUUUCUUUCUUUUGAUAAUGGAUAUAUAUAGCUUGUAAUUUAGUUCACAAGAAAGAAAUCAGUGUAUAUAGGGAUUCUAUGUGUAAUCACAAUAAAAUAAAAUGGAUGUGCCAUAAUCAAAAGUCAGGUCUUAAUUUCGA